Messenger RNA from Aspergillus affinis, 3414 nucleotides. RefSeq lists its product as uncharacterized. Gene Ontology annotation, molecular function: protein binding; zinc ion binding; DNA binding. Bases 1 to 3414 code for a protein of 1137 amino acids. Lineage: Eukaryota; Fungi; Ascomycota; Eurotiomycetes; Eurotiales; Aspergillaceae. The transcript is spliced from 7 exons. Gene Ontology annotation, biological process: DNA-templated transcription. The record is from RefSeq and is a predicted model, not a curated record.
AUGACUGUCACCACGCCGCGGCUGGGUCAAAAGCGUCAUUUUAAAUUCGCCCACGAUGGCGGAUCUGCCCGAUCGUGCGAUGUCCCAACAAACCAUCCCAGCCGUCGGGAACCCACCCAAAACGCCCUCAUGCGUGAUGCCCCUUUGCCCCCGCGUCGUCGCAAAAGGUGGGCCUCCAGGAAUUCUCACGCCUUCAUCCGCCCGUGUCCCGCCAGACCAGACACCAGCUCCUCAGGUCCCACAGGGCGCGUAGACUCCCAAGCAGACGCGCUUGAUAGCACUCCAGCGACAUCGCAGGGCGAGUCGGGAGUGCUGAUCACAGGGGCUGGAAGAUCGGUCUACAUGGACAAUAAUGUUUGGACAAGUGUUCGUAAUGAGCUCCCUCGAGCAGAAGAAAUGUCAGAAAGUGACUCCAUUUCCUCCCUUGAAGACGAUCAGGAUGAAAUCUAUAUGCUGCUGGACUCAUCGAAGAAGAAAAGCCUAAUCUCACUACACCCCAGCCCAUUGCACAUAUUCAAACUCUGGCAGACCUUUCUCCAGAAUGUAAAUCCGCUAAUCAAACUUUUGCAUGCCCCGACCGCUCAGCAACAGAUACUCGAGGCCACCGGGGACUUGACAGGCGUCUCGAAAGAGUUCGAAACAUUGAUGUUCUCCAUUUACUGUCUUGCGGUAGUUUCCCUGAACGAGAAAGAGGUUCAAGACUCUUUCGGGGAGCAGAAAACAACUCUUCUUUCGCGAUACAGACGGGGUGCUCAGCUUGCGUUGGCAAAAGCAGGCGUCUUACGAACUUCGAGCAUGGUGGUAUUGCAGGCCUUUCUACUAUUCUUGGUAUGUUUUGAUCAACCACCCGGCGAUACUUCGCUCACGUCAGAAAAGCUUGCUAUGCGUGCCUUCUCCGACUCCGAAUCUGUUUGGUCUCUGUGUGGCGUAGCCAUACGAAUGGCCCAUCGUAUCGGUCUCCAUCGAGACGGCUCCCAGCACGGUCUAUCUGUGUUCGACACCGAAAUGCGACGCCGUUUGUGGCUCCAACUGAUGAUCUUAGACGCUACCACUGCUCAGAGCUCCGGCAUCACGGCACAAACCUCUCUGAUGAGAGCCGACGUACGACGUCCCUCCAAUGUCAACGACAGCGACCUGGACCCGCGCAUGACGGAGAGCCCUCGCGAGCAUGACGGCGCCACCGAAAUGAUAUUCUGUCUGGUGCGGAAUGAAUUUGGGGAAUGGUUAGAGCGAUGGUCCACGGUAAACAAGUUUUCCAAUGGGAUCUGGGGGUUCCUGAGGUCGCCUUCACUUACGCUGGCCAAGAAGGAUGAAGCGAUCAAUGAACUCAGUGGCGCGCUGGAGUCGAAAUUUCUCCGAUAUUGCGAUCGAUCCAUCCCGUUGCAUCUUAUGGCGUCAGUCGUCGUCCAGACCAUCAUUUGCCACAUGAGGCUCGCGGCGCAUCAUCCUCGUCAGUAUAGCAACGGGGAGAGCAUCGACCAGAAGGAGCGAGACUACAUGUUUUCCCUCUGUCUACAGAUGGUAGAGAAUUCCGUCGCGGCUCAAACAAAUGCGGCCAUCCAGCAAUAUGCAUGGCAUGUAGAAAACCAUGUUCCGUGGGACGCCUGUAUACACAUGCUCUACGAGUUGGGACAUCGCGUAAACGACAAGGAAACCGGAAGGGCCUGGUGUCUUCUCGACGAGAUCUAUCGUUACCACUACUGGCAGAUGAAGAACCGAUCGAAAAACUCGCUCUAUAUUGCAAUGCGACGACUUCUUAUGAAGGCUUGGAGUGCACACACCGAGGAGCGAAUCCGUCAGAACAAGUCGACGCUACCCCGUCCUUGGAUUAUCUCCAAAUUGUCCUCAGGUACGAAUACGCAAGGAGUCGGUGAUUCGCGGAUCGCAUCUUCUUCUCCACCUAAUAAUGCAGCGCAAGAAGUGGUUCAGGGGAACUGCGAGCCACCUCAGGACGCGCGAUUGGGUGUCACUGAGGCGAUCGACUUCGGGGGCGAUAUUGAAGAUCUUGAACUCAGCCCGAUGGAUUGGUGUCAGUGGGACGAUCUGCUGCAGCAGUUUACCAAUAGCGACGCAUGGGGGGAACAUGGUGCAAAGCCUGCCUCCUUUAAGAUCCCCAAGCAAUCGCCAUGUCUGCGAACCAUGAGUCCCACGGUCGUUCAUCGCUUCCGCCACAUCAUUCAUAGAGCCCGUCAUUCGGUUUCGCGUCAGCGCAAGCCAACCAUAACCUCUCCAACUCGCAAUGAGCCCCUCUGGGAGCGACUGCCGACCAACGUCCUGGUCCAGGUCCUGGCAGAGUGCGAUCUCUACGACAUUUACUCUCUUAUCCUGACUUGUCGCCGCCUGCACCGGCGCAUCUAUCGCAAUGAAUUCGCCAUCGCCCAGGAAUAUCUGCGUCGUCGCACACGACGACUUCAGUUUUCUGAGGAUCUGGAAUACGAUGAAUUGAUCGAUUCGCCCGGCGACGACCUGUCCUUCAUCUCGGACCUCUUUCCCCCUCCACCACCGCAGUACACCGGUCUCAAUACCGAUAUGCGCGACGAUCUCCCCGAGUAUACACUCGGAUAUCUCGCGGACCUCACGCGAUGCUGGACGACCUGUAUCCGACUCUCCUACUAUCUCGCCGAAUACGUCGUCCAGAAUCAUCUGCAAACCAAUGCGAUCGCUCAACCGCUCUGGUCGUCCUCUAAAACCCAAAAGGAAGUGGUAUACAGUCGAGCGGUCGGACUCUUGCAAGCCCGUCUCCUAUACCCCAUGGCCUACCUGAUAUUCUUCCUCGAAACCAACGCCACAGCCCUCGACUCCAACCAGCCUCUCUCUCAACAAUCCAUCCUCCAAUCUCCCCCGUUCACAGACACCUCCAUCCUCCUCUCCACCCACCACUGCAUGCACCUCCUCUGCGCCUCCGUCCAGCGCCUCAUGGCCCCCGAAAUCCCACACACCUCAGCAGAGAAUUGGCUUGGCCUACUCCUCACCACAUCCACACUCGAGCGGCUCAUGGAUUUCUUCAUCGCCGCAGCCGCCGACUCCUCCCCCUCCUCGGGCACCACGAACACCACGAAACGAAAACCCUCCUCGUCAUCCUUAUCCCCACGAUCCAGCCCCUCGUCUUCCCCUCCUUUACCAUCUCUCUCGUCGUCCUCGUCAACCUGGACCCAGAGACGCGAGUUCAUGUGGCGUAUGCGUGCCGAUCUAGGCGAAUUCCUGGCCCUGGCUGGAACCAGGGCUGGGGCGCGGUAUAGCAUUUCUGGGGGUUCGGACCACCCGUUACCCAGUCUGGGGAGUAUAUGGUUCGGGGCGGCGCAGAGGGAGAUCUGUCGACGGGGCGCGAUCCCACAUUUCUCUGAUGAGGUGCCGGUGCUGCAUGGGUCUGGGGUGCUGCUGGGGUGUGAGUUUUGUGAUGGUGUUUCUUUUUGA